This is a messenger RNA of Solea solea (common sole), 6537 nucleotides long. RefSeq names its product serine/threonine-protein kinase 32C-like. Gene Ontology annotation, biological process: regulation of signal transduction; protein phosphorylation; G protein-coupled receptor signaling pathway. Lineage: Eukaryota; Metazoa; Chordata; Actinopteri; Pleuronectiformes; Soleidae. The transcript is spliced from 12 exons. Gene Ontology annotation, molecular function: ATP binding; G protein-coupled receptor kinase activity; G protein-coupled receptor binding. The record is from RefSeq and is a predicted model, not a curated record. Bases 412 to 1746 code for a protein of 444 amino acids.
UCUCAGCACAGACUCAACACAAGUCUCUCGGUUUUUGCUGUCGGUGCUACGGAAGACAACAGAACAACACCAGUGCUGCGGAGUGAGGACAUGAGAAGCCUCAGCUGUAACUAACUAAACAGUCUUUCUUUUCAAAAAGCCAUUUCGCCCGCUACUCUUGAGCGUCCUCCGCUUUUUAGAAACAGACUUUAACUCGUGCUGCUUGCAAAUAUUCCCGGAAGAAUAAGUCACGGAUAAAAUAAAGCGAAAUAACGGGACACGCUUUGUUUUUGGUGUGUGUGUGUGUGUGAGGGGGGAGGGGGGGGGGGGAGAGGAUGAAAUGUGUGGUCCUUGACAGUGUCUUCUGAGGAGCUUGUCCAACACUGAGCUGUAGUUUUUCUUCAAGAGGCGAGGAAUGCGAGCUGAGCAUCAAUGUUUCACUGGGGCAAGUGGAAGAAGAGGAUGGGGGCCAACAGUUCCUCUAAGAGACCAGUGUUCGAUGAAAAGGAAGAUGUGAACUUUGAUCACUUCCAGAUACUGCGGGCCAUUGGGAAAGGCAGCUUUGGAAAGGUGUGCAUUGUGCAGAAGAGGGACACGGAGAAGAUGUACGCCAUGAAGUACAUGAACAAACAGCAGUGCAUCGAGAGAGAUGAGGUCCGAAACGUCUUUAGAGAGCUUGAGAUCCUACAGGAAAUUGAACAUGUUUUUUUAGUAAAUCUCUGGUACUCAUUUCAGGAUGAGGAGGACAUGUUCAUGGUGGUGGACCUCCUGCUGGGAGGAGACCUUCGUUACCACCUGCAACAGAGCGUUCAGUUCAGCGAGGACGCAAUCAAACUCUACCUCUGUGAGAUGACACUGGCACUAGACUAUCUGCAGAACCAACACAUCAUCCAUAGAGAUGUCAAGCCUGACAAUAUCCUGCUGGAUGAGAAAGGUCACGCCCACCUGACGGACUUCAAUAUUGCAACAAUAAUAAAGGACGGAGAGAGAGCCACCGCCUUAGCUGGAACCAAGCCCUACAUGGCCCCAGAGAUCUUCCAGUCCUUUGUAAAUGGAGGGACAGGCUACGCCUUCGAAGUAGACUGGUGGUCACUCGGGGUGACAAUCUUUGAAGUGCUGCGUGGAUGGAGGCCCUAUGAUAUUCAUUCCAGUAACUCGGUGGAGUCCCUGCUCCAGCUCUUCAGCACAGUCAGUGUGCAGUACAGCCCAGCAUGGCCUAAGGACCUGGUUUCACUGUUGAGGAAGCUACUGACAGUGAACCCAGAGCAUCGUUUCUCCGGUGUGUCUGACAUGCAGACAUCUCCCUACCUCGCUGAUGUCAACUGGGAUGCUGUAUAUGAGAAGAAGAUGGAGGCUGGAUUUGUCCCUAAUAAAGGCCGCCUCCACUGCGACCCCACCUUCGAACUGGAGGAGAUGAUCCUCGAGUCGCGUCCCCUUCACAAGAAGAAGAAGAGGCUGGCCAAGAACAGGUCUCGAGACAACAGCAAGGAUUCACAGUCUGAGAAUGAUUACUUACAGGAGUGCCUUGAAGUGGUGCAGCAAGAGUUCAUGAUCUUCAACCGCGAGAGGUUGAAAAAGCGUCAGGAUGAAGGUCAGUCAGAGGCCGGGGGCGAUGAUGCCAGCGGAGACGGGGACAGAGAGGCUGAAUCUGGGGCUACCGAUGAUGACGCACCUGAGCCAGAACCUGAACCUGGUCCCGAGACGGAGCCCGAGUCCUCCAAGCUGAGCAUGUGUGGCUCAGUCUGCUCCUCCCCCGGCAGCUGCUAGCACCACAUCGCCUCACAGUGGCGAUUGCAGGUCUCUCUGGCCACUGCAGUGUUUGUGCCAUACCAGUAGAUACGUUGGAACCUCUCUCCUCUAUUGUAGCUAGGAGUGACGGAAACGCACAGCAGGGCCCCUUGAUACACAGCAGGACCUAAUAUGGCUCCCACCAUUUCCCUUAUCUUUAUUUUUUCUGUAGCAUCCUUCCAGUAAGGCAUGACUGAAGCAGAUUUUCGUGAGAGUCACCACCUACUGUAUCCGUCUGCCCUAGAGUAAGCUCUUACUUCUAUGCAAUGUUACAGUAUAGCAUGACAAAUAAUGUAUCACUUACUAAGAGGUGUUGUUCAGGAGCCCAAAGCUCCACAGGCAUGAAGACAUCCUGAGCAAUAGCGGUCUGCGGAUUUUGUGGGAUUGGUGGUUUUGGUGGAGACGUCCCCCCUCUAAGCUUUCCUGUUCAAAACCUAAUGGGAGACUGAAUUAUUCAGCACAUGCAGGCUCUCCAAUUUAUUUGACUGCCUGUGUCUUCUUCCCUCAGCCAUUUUCAUGUAAUAUGUGCUCCGAUUUAGGGAAAAUAGUUUUUUUCCUCUUUCUCCUGCAGCACCUUCCUCCUGUAACAACACCUUUCCAAGACACUUUCAAAGUAAAGUAUGUUAUCAUGGCUGUUUCCUGUUGGCCAAGACAGAGUGACUGGUUUCCUGUUGUUUUAAAGGGGUGAUAAUCAGUCUGUGUUAAUAACUGUGUAGCCAUGGAAGCGUUAUGAGUAAGAAUGCUAAUUUGAUUUUAUCUCCUUUAGCGUUAUCCAACUGUUGUUUUCACAAGCAUUUUAGGAUGAGAAGGUGCUGUGAUUUAUGGGAGAAAAUGAGUGCAACAAUACGAAUGAGAAGUCUUGCUUGUCACUGUGUCUGCAAUCAUGCCGUGGUAUAGUGUUUUAACCUCAAAGAGCAUUCAGAAGCUGCUCUGCGGCAUAAACUCAAUUAACAACAGUCCCAUCCUUUAAUAUUUGCUUCACUAGACAUCGUCACCUCUUAAAGUGCUUGGUUAGUAGUGAAAAAAAAAAAAAAAAGAGAAAAAAGAUCAUCUCCCUCUCUAGUUUAUUUUGGGGCUUAACGUUAAUGUGUAGCUGUGUCCUGUUGGUACUUCCCAAUCGCAUAGAUGAGAUAGACGUCAUGAUAGUGUUACAGUUAAGGUGGCACCCUCGAUCUCAGCGUGAACACCUGGGAACAUGUAGCAAAAGUCCACCUUAAGAAAAUCCUAAGGCCUAAUAAAAACGAAAACCGUGUACAUAGCAUACAGUGUAGGUAAUUAAUCUCACCACAGUUUUAUGUGGGACUGCGAACUCGACAUAUAAACUAAAGGAAGAGCUGUGUGAAGCCUCAGUCUGCUUCACUCCUCUCUUCCUUUUCCAAGUGUGCAGGCACAACUUGUAGGCAAAAUAUGCCAAAGCUUUUCUACCAUUUGCAUAACCAUUUCUAAGGAACUUAACGUGUGUGAAUGUAAACGUCUCCUUUUUUCCCCCCCGGUAUAACGUAAAGUCCACGUUCCUUCUUCUGCAAGUGAAAAAAAAAGUCAUUUAUACAUUCAUAUUGUGAUUAUGUAUAAAGUAUAUAUUUCCGGUGGUGCGGUGACCUCAGAGUAUCGUUUUUUGUUUUUUUGGGAAGUGUACUUAUUCGCUGUGUUUGGGAGAAGGAAAUGAAAAGAACAAUAAUACCACUAUGAGUGCAGAGCUGGAGCUGAUUGGAUAUUAUCUUAGCAUGCAGAACAGGAAGCAGAGUUUUGAAACAUCCAGGUCUUCUAAAGCUCACAAAUUCACCCCUUGUACAAUAAAUAGUGUUUAAAAAAACGAUUUGGGCAGCAUUUCCAGAUGUGCUGCACAUAAGUUAUGAAAAAGAAAAAACACAAAUUAAGAUUAUUCAAACGUUUGAGUGCAAUCAUUAAAAACAAGCAGAGAGUUUGAUUUUUGAACUUUACUUAGAGCCAAUUAUUUAGAAGACUCAUGGGAACAAUCAGGCGUUAGGAACGAGUAAAAUGGAGACAUCGUUAGGUUAUAUUUACACUGACUUCUCGCACGUGCACUGUGAAAUCUUAUGCUGUUUUCAGAACCACAGCUAUGAAUAUUCUCUGCAGUCUACUUGACCUAAUUUAUCUUUCCUGGAUUGCAUGUCAUUUUUCCUUAAUAAUAAAUGUGAUGGUGGUGAGUGAAAUACUGGCUCGCGAUCUAAGCAAAGCUCAGUCAUACGAAUAAUAAUUCCACUUUUUAGUGAACCUUCAUACCACUUCAUACAACAACUAAGUGGUAGUUAAUUUGACAGCUCAUGGCAAAGCGGAAGGGAAUUGGGCCACCAGUUCAAAUCCCACAACAGGUGCCACUGAGCAAGGCACCCAAACCCCCUGUGCUCCGGGUUUGUGUGUAAAAAAGAAUGUAAAUGUUCAAAGUCACUAUCACUAAUUGAUGUGUGUGUGUGCAAAUACAAGUAAUUCUAAUUCAUUGUGUUUAUUUUCAUGAUCAGUUGACAAUCUGGUGAUGUCAUCUGCAUGUGCUCGACACUGUGGGCGGACGUGUGGAUCAACUGUCAACUGUUGAUCCCGUUUAAAGGGCCAGCGUGUCAGAAUUAGCGACAUACCACAAAGGAUGUGCACACUCUCUUGGCCCUUUUCCACUAUAGUCCCAGCUCGCCUCGCCACGGCGCGGUUUAGUUUGGUUUUCCACUACGAAAAUAAAACUCAACGUGGGCGGAGUCAUCGCUGCACGGCUGCAUGAAACAUUCGUUUUACACCCCGACACACACACACACACACACACACACAAACGAGUGACUAGUGACUUGUAAAGCGGUUGUUUUCAGUGUCAUUAGAAUCAUUAGAAUCAGUUAAUUAAAACUAUUUGUUCAGUACUUCCUCCAUGCCUGGAGCACAGACUCCGUCUGACGCAGUCACUGGACUGAAAUACAGCGGCAGGGUUUGUGAUGCCGGUCGCAAUCAGCAGUGCUGACGCUAAAUACGCCACACUCCUCUGUUAAAUAUUGAGAUUUUAGACAUUUCCCUGGUAAUUGUUGGAGAUUUUUAACUGUUAACUAUCAACAGUUCGGCAUUGUUCGGCUUGAAUUUGGUGUCAGCGUGCUUGGAACCUCGUCAGAGCAGGUACGAUAAAAAGGACCUGGUACCAGGUACUACGCUAGCGGAAACGCAACUUCGCCGCGCCGUGCGGAGGCGGUGGAAACACGCCAUUUCACUCUCCUGUUCUCUCUGCCAUUGUCACCUUCUUUUACAUUGGUUUAUGCACAGCUUUUGUGUUCUCUUUGCGUCGUAAGCCUUCGGUUCGAAGCACGAAAUGCACGUUUGUUCGAGCUGCUAUAGAAACAUGGCAGGGUAAGGUGGUGCACAGCAGGACCCUUGCCUUAAGUAUAUAAAAUGAUAUAUACAUUUAAAACCAAAUGGUUUUGCGUUUCUAAUACGUUUAUUCAAACAUAUUUAACAGUGUUAAAGUCUAAAGCAGUUAAAAAAAAAAAACACUGAGGUCAUUAGUGGUCAGAAUCUUGUCAUUUCAUCCUCAGAAAGACAGCAGAGAAGCAUACUUCCCAAAAUAUAGAUCUGUUUUUAAUAACACCAUACAUCAUGAUUAGAUUAUAAGAAGCUUCUUUAAAGGGAUAUAAGGUAACAUCUUCCAGGUUUGCCUAAACUAUACAAGGACGUUAAUUCUUUCAAGCUUUUUGCAUGCACCUUUACAGUAUAAGCCUGUUUUUGCCAAAGCUGUGAGCUUGAGCCUGACCGGCUGAUUUGUGCAUGCACAAGCGUUUGGUAAUAGCAUACCUUGAUACUUAACAGAUUACUGACACAGUCCAAAUUAGAGUAUAACUGACCUGUGUGACUAUUUCUGGACAGUGAGUUUUGUGAUUUUUAAAACUGUACAAAGUCGUCUAAUCCCAGUGUCACAAGGACUGCAUGAUAUUUUUUUUUAGAUAUGCAGUAUCGUAUGGCGUCCUGACGUUGUCUUCCCGUAUAGCCUGUAGAGACUCGUACCUUUGCUGUAUGAGUAGAAUGGAGUCAGCAGCUGUGUGUGAUGCUCUGCCGUGGGUUAAGUGUUGCAUUAAUGUUUGUACAGCAACGGGAGAAGACGCUGGAACUUUGGCGGGUUUUUACUCCGACGUGGAAUUUGCUGAAUUUGCUAUUAAAUCACUCUCCAUUUGUGGAAAAGAGAGCUCGGUGACUUUAAAUAAAUCAUUAAAUAAGACUACACACACCAUGAGAAUGAACAUAGCUUUGAAGCGGUGGUGUAAAUUAUAUGUUAUCUGUUAAAUGAUUAAAAAAAAACAAAAAAAAAACCUGACGUUGACGGUUAAUUUAAGCGUAGCUUUAAGUUACAGUACUUUUUUCUUUGAUAUCAGUGAUUGUUUCUAAUUGGACCAUGCUUGCAAACCCUUCUGACACAUUUCUUUGUGUGUUAACGUUCUGGAUGCUGUUAGGUGUUUCAAUAAGGCAUUGUGCUAGUGUUUGACCAGCAACAGCAUGUCCCCUAACGACUCACAGGGCAUACCAUAAUGUAGAUAUAUUAUUACCUCUGUGGGUACAGUUUGAAACUCAGAGCCCUGUUGAGGAAAAAGCGGUCGAGAAGAAAAUGAGACGUACGCCACUCGUUUCCUCCUCGUGAUCCUAUAAUUGCAUAAUGUUCUUGUGCUCUAGGAUUGUUUUUUGUUUUGAAAACAGGGAAUCGGUGAAAGUGUACUGAAAAUGCUCUGUGUGUUGAAAACAUGCUGCUUUUACUGCUUUGAUAAAACAAUAAAACUCCUUCCAGUCAUUUUA